AGAGAACGGACAGAGUGGGUUAGGGGCAGAGGGGAUCUCCCAGCCACUUACAGAAGACAGAAGUAGGCAGGCAGGACCAAGGUCUGUGGAGGCUGGCUGUUCAGGACUGCUGGGUCUUGCUGUCUAAGGGGUGACUAGCAGAGGAUAGAGCAAAUAACUAGAACUUGGAAGCCUGGUCCGGGUGCAUCGAAAAGAGGCGGAGUCUGAUGGGGUGUGCAGCAACCUGGGGCGGGGCCCCGGGAUUGGGCUGACCCAGAUGGCCACUCGGCUCUGUUGGGUUUGGGGACUGAUGUCCAAGCGGACGGGACACUGUACUUCCAGCAGCUUUGGCGGUGGUCCUGAUAGUGCUGAUCCAGGAGGGGCGGGCCCAAGGUGGGCGGGGCCUUGGGUUGUCCCCCGCCAAGUCGCUGUCAGGUUAGAGCUGGUCCAGGAGGGGCGGGGCCCAAGGUGGGCGGGGCGCUGGGCCUCCAGCGGCCACGCCACUGUCGCGGGUGCAUUCCUGGCUCUCUGGCCCGGGGCGGAGGAGCGCCCUGGCUGAGUCUGCAGUCCCCACUAGGAGCGGGUGUCGGGGCUGGCCGGAGCUGGGAGCGCGGCCGCGGAGGACCCAGCAAUAAAUUCAUUUAUUCGGCAAAAAAAUAAAUGAUGUGUGCUGAGAGUGAGCAGAAGAUCUGUCUCCGUUCUCUGCUUUCCUCCAAGGAAAGAAUCCCCAAACUGCCCUUUCUGUGAACUUGUGCCAAGGUCUCAGCAGGACCGGAGGAGAGCAGGAAGCCCAGCCCUGCCCCCCUGCACAACCUACUGUGAAGAAGCUUUGGGCUCUGGCAACAGCAAAGCUGCUUCCAGUCUCUGCCUUGCUGCUGUGUGGUGGUGGGGGGGGGGGGGGGGGCAGGGGUUGUACAAGACUUCUAACCACUUCCUGUCUCAGUUUCUUCAUCUGCAAAAUAGGGGAAUAGUACCAACAAAGGUGCAUGCAUAGCAGGGGUUCUUCUCCCUCCUUUUCAGGAAGGCAGUUGGUGGGAAGCCCAGCUUGGGUCCUUGUGAGCAGCAGGAAGGAUAUGCAGCUGCUGUUGGCCCUGUUGGGGGUCCUGCUGGAGGUGCCUGGGGCUCCAGCUUUGUCCCUUGAGACCUCUGAGGAAAUGGAGCUAGAGCCCUGCCUGGCCCCCAGCGCAGAGCAGCAAGAGCAGGAGCUGACCGUGGCCCUUGGGCAGCCUGUGCGGUUAUGCUGUGGGCGGGCUGAGCGUGGUGGCCACUGGUACAAGGAGGGCAGUCGCCUAGCACCUGCUGGCCGGGUACGAGGCUGGAGGGGCCGCUUGGAGAUCGCCAGCUUCCUACCGGAGGAUGCUGGCUGCUACCUCUGCCUGGCACGAGGCUCCAUGCUUGUCCUGCACAAUGUUACCUUGGUUGUGGAUGACUCCUUGACCUCCAGCAAUGGUAAUAAGGACCCUAAGGCCCACGGGAACCCCUCGAAUGGGCACAUUUACCCCCAGCAAGCACCCUACUGGACACACCCUCAGCGCAUGGAGAAGAAACUGCAUGCAGUGCCUGCUGGGAACACUGUAAAGUUCCGCUGUCCAGCUGCAGGCAACCCCAUGCCCACCAUCCGCUGGCUCAAGGAUGGAAAGGAUUUCCACGGGGAGCAUCGCAUUGGAGGCAUUCGGCUGCGCCACCAGCACUGGAGCCUGGUGAUGGAAAGUGUGGUGCCCUCGGACCGUGGCACAUACACUUGCCUCGUGGAGAACUCUAUGGGCAGCAUCCGCUACAGCUAUCUGCUGGAUGUGCUGGAGCGGUCCCCGCACCGGCCCAUCCUGCAGGCGGGGCUCCCAGCCAACACCACAGCUGUGGUAGGCAGCGACGUAGAGCUGCUGUGCAAGGUAUACAGCGACGCCCAACCCCACAUCCAGUGGCUGAAGCACAUCGUCAUCAAUGGCAGCAGUUUCGGUGCCGACGGCUUCCCCUACGUGCAAGUCCUGAAGACAGCAGACAUCAAUAGCUCAGAGGUGGAGGUCCUAUACCUUCGGAACGUGUCAGCCGAGGACGCAGGCGAAUACACCUGCCUGGCAGGCAACUCCAUUGGCCUCUCCUACCAGUCAGCCUGGCUCACGGUGCUGCCAGAGGAGGACCUCACAUGGACAGCACCAGCACCUGAAGCCAGGUACACGGACAUCAUCCUGUACGUGUCAGGCUCUCUGGCAUUGGUUGUCCUCCUGCUGCUGGCCGGGCUAUAUCGAGGGCAGAUACUCAUCAGCCGGCACCCUAGGCGGCCCGCCACUGUGCAGAAGCUGUCCCGCUUCCCUCUGGCCCGACAGUUCUCCCUGGAGUCAGGUUCUUCAGCCAAGUCAAGCUCGUCCUUGGUGCGGGGUGUUCGUCUCUCCUCCAGUGGCCCUCCCUUGCUCGCUGGCCUUGUGAGUCUAGACCUACCUCUCGACCCGCUGUGGGAGUUCCCCCGGGACAGGUUGGUGCUUGGGAAGCCCCUGGGUGAGGGCUGCUUCGGGCAGGUGGUGCGUGCAGAGGCCUUCGGCAUGGACCCCGCCCGGCCUGACCAAGCCAGCACAGUGGCUGUCAAGAUGCUCAAGGACAAUGCCUCCGACAAGGACUUGGCAGACCUGGUCUCUGAGAUGGAGGUGAUGAAGCUGAUCGGCCGACAUAAGAACAUUAUCAACCUGUUGGGUGUCUGUACUCAGGAAGGGCCUCUGUAUGUGAUUGUGGAGUGUGCCGCCAAGGGAAACCUGCGGGAGUUCCUGCGGGCCCGGCGUCCCCCAGGCCCCGACCUCAGCCCUGAUGGGCCAAGGAGCAGCGAAGGGCCGCUUUCCUUCCCUGCUCUGGUUUCCUGUGCCUACCAGGUGGCCAGAGGCAUGCAGUAUCUGGAGUCAAGGAAGUGCAUCCACCGGGACCUGGCUGCCCGAAACGUACUGGUGACAGAGGACAAUGUGAUGAAGAUAGCAGACUUUGGGCUGGCCCGUGGCGUCCACCACAUUGACUACUACAAGAAAACCAGCAACGGCCGCCUGCCUGUAAAGUGGAUGGCACCCGAGGCCUUGUUUGACCGAGUCUAUACACACCAGAGUGACGUGUGGUCGUUUGGGAUCCUGCUGUGGGAGAUCUUCACUCUCGGGGGUUCCCCAUACCCCGGCAUCCCUGUGGAGGAGCUGUUCUCACUUCUGCGGGAAGGGCAUCGGAUGGACCGGCCCCCAAACUGUCCUCCAGAGCUGUAUGGGCUGAUGCGUGAAUGCUGGCAUGCAGCACCUUCUCAGAGGCCUACUUUCAAGCAGCUGGUGGAGGCACUGGACAAGGUCCUGCUGGCCGUCUCCGAGGAGUACCUGGACCUCCGCCUGACCUUUGGACCCUACUCCCCUGCUGGAGGGGAUGCCAGCAGCACCUGCUCCUCCAACGACUCUGUCUUCUGCCAUGACCCCCUGCCACUGGGGCCCAGCUCCUUCUCCUUCCCUGGAGUGCAGACAUGAGCAGGGCCACAAGGUUGUUACAGGCAGGCAGGCCAGCAGCCCUCAGCCUCCUGGUUUAGCAGCAACCUGGCAGUGCUUGACCUUGGCAGCCUCAGGCCCCAACCUUAGGGUAGUGUCCCAGAUCUCUAGUUCUGCCUUGGGGAGGUCUGUCCUUGUUCCGGGGGCCCCUCGAUGAGGCUUCCAGCUCUGGCCUCAGAUUCCCAAACCAGACUUCAACCCCAGUCUUUGGAGUCGUGACCCAGGUGUCCUAGUGGCCUGAGUGUUAGGGUUCUGCCUGGCCUCCUGGCCCUUAGCACUUAGUCCAGGGGUUUGGCUGGACCUGGCUAUAGAGCUGUCCUAAACGUCCCUGCUUCCCUGCACCAAGAGAGGUCUUGGGCCUCCGAACCCCAUUUCCCCAGGCCUCCCCUGCCUCUCCUUUGCUGUUUGUCCCAGCAUCUUGGUGGCAAGAGCAUUGGCCCCUGUGUUCCCAGCUGAGUGGCUGGAAGCCUGCCGAAAACACAGAAGCAAAUGGCCUUUUAUAAAUUAUUUUUUGAAAUAAA
Messenger RNA from Prionailurus viverrinus (fishing cat), 3997 nucleotides. RefSeq names its product fibroblast growth factor receptor 4 (gene FGFR4). The transcript is spliced from 18 exons. Gene Ontology annotation, biological process: fibroblast growth factor receptor signaling pathway; protein phosphorylation; positive regulation of kinase activity. Gene Ontology annotation, molecular function: ATP binding; fibroblast growth factor binding; fibroblast growth factor receptor activity. NCBI's taxonomy places the organism in Eukaryota, Metazoa, Chordata, Mammalia, Carnivora, Felidae. Gene Ontology annotation, cellular component: membrane; signaling receptor complex. Bases 966 to 3458 code for a protein of 830 amino acids. The record is from RefSeq and is a predicted model, not a curated record.